ACGGCGAGAACUAGAGGCAGAAAACAUUUCUUCCAAAAUAUAGGACCCAAAUAGAAAACGCACCACAACCAGAGGCGACAAAAAUCAAAGAGAGCCACCCCACCCGGGAUCGAGAAGCUUCCGAAUGGAAGCGGAGGGCGUCGGCGCCGACGAGGGUUCCGGCGUGGCUCUCGUCUUCCCCGAGAACUCUUCUCCCGAGGUCAAGUCCGAUGACGCGCGCCCCAUCAGCGGCGUGCUGGCGGGAGCAAGCGAAGCUGGUAUGGACGGGCUCAGCCUCGGCGGCGACAUCGGCGCAGGCUCCGGGAAUACGGAGGACCUCGAGAUGGAGGACUUCAAGCCCGCCGCAGAGGCCGUCGCUAGCAAGCCGGAGGAUGAAGCCGACGCACUCCUCCGUGGCGACUUCGGCGCCGGCAACGGCAAGAUGGGCGACGAAGGCGCGCACACGCUCGAGGUUUUCGUUGGCGAGGAGAAGGACCAGUUCCCCUGCAACGGGAACGAAGCCGGCGCCGCGACCCUCAAGGUACCAGGCGGGGUCGUCUUCCCCGACAGUUGUUCUCACGAGGUCAAGCCCGACGAGGCGCACGCCAUCAGCGGCGUGCGGGUGGGCGCAAGCGAAGCUGGCAUGGACCCGCUCGGUGGAGACAUGGGCGCAGGCAACGGAAACGCGGAGGACCUCAAGGUUGAGAACUUCAAGCCCGACGCGGAGGCCGCCACGGGCACGCCAGCGGAUGAAGCCGGUAUCGACGCACUCCUCCCCGGCGACUUCGGCGCCCGCAACGGCAAGAUGGAGGAGGAUGGCGCGCACACGCUCGAGGUUUCUGCUGUCGAGAUGGACCAGGACCCCUGCAAUGGGAACGAAGCCGGCGCCGCGACGCGCAAGGUUCCCGGCGGGGUCGUCUCCAGCAUAGUCAAGGACGACGUCGGCAUGGAAACUCUCGGUGCCCAGGGACCCAGUCCAUCUCUCCGCGCCGACAUGUCGUCGAUCGAUACUAUCUCCGAUCCCGAGAGCCACACAGGAAGAUUGUUCUGUAACAAGAAAGAAGAACAGAUUGAGUCCGAGGUGACAGCACUGCAGAAAGCAGAGGAUGAACUGCUGCGAAUUAAGGAGGAAUUGGAUUGCAAACAAAAUCAACAGCUCAAGAGGGAGCAGGACCAGAGACUCAAAGAAGAAGAAUGGAAGCUGUUGCAAUGUAAGGAGGAGAAAGCACUGAAAGAGAUAGAGGCCAGGACACUACGGCAGAUUCAGCUUGUGCAGCAAAUGGAGAUGACAGUCAGCAGAAAAGUAGAAGAGCUAGCACAAACUGAGGAGAAAUUGGAUCGCAAAUAUAAGCAACUGAACAAGAACGAAGAUGAUCACAGACUGAAAGAAAAAGAAUGGAAGAUGGUGCAAUGUCAAGAGGACCAGGCACUGAAAGAGAAAGGGAUAGAGCUGUUCGAGAGGGAGAAUGAGCUAUCGUUGAGGCAGAAAAGGCUGCUGCAGUUCGAGAAGGAUUUGAGCACAGCAGCGAAUGACCUUGCAGUAGAAGAUAGGGAGCUUAAGAGGAUGCAGGAAAGGCUAAACAAAAAACUGAGCGAGACACUGCAGUUUCAUCAGUCUAACCUUGCACAGAAAGAGACCGAGCUGAAUAACAGGGAAAAGGAGCUGGGUGUGAAUAGCCACAAAGUUCAAACCACCUAUUAUGCUGCUAAAUUGGGCCGUGCCAUUGGGAUGAAAAAUUUACGAACACUGAUUGGAAGAGACGAAGGCAGCGAUCUCAUUCUCCCUUUGGUUGAACCAAAAGAUGAGGAAGACUGGAACAGGAGGCAUAUCUUGUAUGACGCCAUUUUCAUGAUGUUCUUACCUUUCGUUUUCUGCUUGCAAGGGGUGUUUGCUAGCAUGCCUAACCCUCCCUCCGGCCUAGUUCAGACUAUCAUCUUCUAUGUCUGUGGGGCCAUCUGGAUGCUUUCAUGUCUAGGCGGGCUUCUUGGCAUAUUUAGCAAAUGGCCAGGGGUUCAGAUGGCAUCCACACUCAUGGGUCGAAUUCUGUUCCUUGCAUUUUGCAUUAUGCAGGUUGGGGCCUUAUGGUUUUUGGCACCACCAAGCAAAGGGUCGAUAAUUGCUGCUGGAAUUUUGUGCGGCUGUGUUAUAGUAACACAUAUUGGUUGCUGGGUCCAGGAUUUAAUUGAAAACCGCGAAAGCUGAUGAGUGCGACUGGUAUCC
Lolium perenne is the source of this 2200-nucleotide messenger RNA. RefSeq lists its product as uncharacterized. NCBI's taxonomy places the organism in Eukaryota, Viridiplantae, Streptophyta, Magnoliopsida, Poales, Poaceae. The record is from RefSeq and is a predicted model, not a curated record.